Molecule: messenger RNA, 8540 nt
Organism: Oreochromis niloticus (Nile tilapia)
Lineage: Eukaryota; Metazoa; Chordata; Actinopteri; Cichliformes; Cichlidae
Gene: plch1
Product: phospholipase C, eta 1
Exons: 24
Coding region: 1624-7368 (1914 amino acids)
Biological process (GO): phosphatidylinositol metabolic process; release of sequestered calcium ion into cytosol; phosphatidylinositol-mediated signaling
Cellular component (GO): cytoplasm
Molecular function (GO): phosphatidylinositol-4,5-bisphosphate phospholipase C activity; calcium ion binding
Source: RefSeq, a predicted model, not a curated record
UAGAAACACCAAAUGUGAAAUACAAAGCGACUCCAAGGCUAAACUCUAUAUUGGUGGCCCCCAAACCCCAUGGGAGCCUUAUAUAUUGAGUGUGUGUGUGUGAGGGGGCUUUUAAGUACCUAUAAAGAGGGCCCUUUUAGUUGUAAUGUGACCAGUACAUUUAAGCACUAAGCACAGUGGGAAAUGGGAGAUCAAAUCUGUUUGUUUCAGAACGCUACAUGCUGUUAUUGCAGGCAUGAUUGAAAAAUCUCAUGAGUGAUAUUUAUCUGCAAACGUUAUUCUAAUCAGCAUACAUUGACACCUGCACCAAAGCUAAUUUCCUGUUGAGGAUCAUGCUCCUGUUAUUGCUUUUUCUUUGCCAACAUUACACCUUGUGCCUGUGGCUGUUACUCAUGCUUCAUCUGAGCAAGGCAGAUGAGGAGGAGGAGGAGGUCCUGCAAAAAUGAGGCCAGUCAGCGAUGCGUCCUGAGGGGUGCGGGGUGGGGGAGUCACAGUGUAGCGAGAGGUGAAGCAGUCAAUCCAGUGGGGCACAAGGAGAUUAGUGCAGAGGAGGAGGAGGAGGAGGAGGGUCACUGGGGUAGAAGGGGAUUUUGAGUUUGAACACAAAGGCAGAAGAGGAGGAGUCACAGUAGUAGGGAAAGGGAGUGAAGGCGGGGGAUGAUGAAUCAGAUUUCUCUUUUGUUGUGCAAAUGUUACUAGCCACUGUUACUGCCUAAGAGGCUGGUGAUUGGUGGGCUGGUUUAAAUUGUAAGGUGCAUUUCAGGCUGAUGGCUGUUGCUGCUAGACUUUGAACUGUCACUGAGGGAGGAGUGGGAGGGAAACCACGGCUGUGACAGACAGCAGGAGGAGGGCAACGUUUCUAAAGCGACUGAUCACAGAGAGAGUGUGCCGUUUAAUCAGGAUGUUUAAAUGUUUUAGUUAGCUGUUGGUGUAACUUCCUCUUGUAUCUCAAUUAAAUAAUAGUAAUUUGAUAUUUUUGGAGAUAGCUGAGCAGUACUGAUAUAUAGUAAAUAGUUAAUAAUUAGUUUACAUUUGUCCAAAGGUAACCUUGAUUUAGAAGAGCCUGUUUCUUAUACACUACCAGAAACAUUGAUGACUGUUACAGUGACAAGUAUACUACAGUUAACAUUUUGUGCAGAUAAAGAAAAAUAGAAAUGGAUAUGUCAUAGUGGAGAAAGUAUCAGUAAAGACGCCAGCUUACGGAACCUUAUGCCUUUAAAUGUUGAAGUAUUUAAAAAGCCUGUUGUGUCUUUUUAGUUUUAACUUAAGUAAACUGAAAUCUGAAUAAAUUAUGAAACACAAUCCAGUCCGAAAUCCAUUCCAGGCUUUCCCCAGUUCACUAGUCCCACACCAGUAGUAGUCAUUUGAAAAGGCACCAUGCUUGAUCUAGUGGUGGGUUCUUACCCACACAGUGAAGUUGUUGGAGUCUUCCCUUCCUGAAACCAGACCACUGGGACUAUAACAGUGCACUAGUGCCUAAUGCUAUGGAUGUCCAGAGCCUGAAGGACUGCUGUAUUACUACCAGUGAAAGUGGCAAGAUUUUGUGAAGAAGGACAACUUAACUUCAAAAUCAGAAACUGGACUAAAAGACGUCAUCCAGUUGUUUGUCCUCCUCCUCUCAAAAUGAGCUCCUGGGUGGUGAACAGGAAAGGAGAGCCGCAGUACCGACGGCACUUCUUGGCAGACAAUAGCAUCUUUCAUGUGGAGCGAUGCAUGAGUGUUAUGCAGUCAGGGACACAGAUGGUAAAGCUGAAGGCUGGAUCCAAAGGGUUGGUAAGGCUCUUCUACCUGGAUGAACAUCGUUCCUGCAUCCGCUGGAAGCCCUCACGCAAGAGUGAGAAGGCCAAGAUCACCAUUGAUUCACUGUAUAAGGUGACAGAGGGCGGUCAGUCGGACAUCUUCCAUCGGCAUGCGGAUGGCACCUUCGACCCUGCCUGCUGUUUCACAGUUUAUCAUGGAAACCACAUGGAGUCCCUUGACCUGGUGACAUCAAAUGCAGAGGAAGCCAGAACCUGGAUAACUGGUCUUCGCUACCUAAUGGCCGGAAUUAGUGAUGAGGACUCUUUGGCCAAGCGCCAGCGUACACACGACCAAUGGAUGAAGCAGACGUUUGAAGAGGCCGAUAAGAACGGAGAUGGCCUACUAAACAUUGACGAAAUCUACCAACUUCUUCAUAAGCUGAAUGUCAAUCUGCCACGCAGGAAGGUCAAGCAAAUGUUUCAGGAAGCAGACACAGAUGAUCAUCAGGGCACCCUCACAUACGAGGAGUUCUCUGUCUUCUACAAGAUGAUGUCUCUUAGACGGGACCUGUAUCUGCUGAUGAUGGCAUACAGCGAUAGGAAGGACCACCUGACAGCAGAAGAACUGGCCAACUUCCUGCACAACGAGCAAAAGAUGACCAAUGUGACUCCAGAGUAUGUUGCAGAAAUCAUUGACAAGUUUGAAGUGUCAGAAGAAAAUAAACAACAAUGUGUUAUGGGGAUUGAAGGUUUUACAAAUUUCAUGCGCUGUCCAACGUGUGACAUUUUCAACCCACUGCACCACGAGGUAAAUCAAGACAUGGACCAGCCUCUGUGUAACUACUUCAUCGCCUCCUCUCACAACACCUACUUGACCGGAGAUCAGCUCCUCUCCCACUCCAAGACUGACAUGUAUGCCUGGGUGCUGCAGUCUGGUUGCCGCUGUGUGGAAGUGGACUGUUGGGAUGGUCCCGAAGGAGAGCCGAUGGUCCAGCAUGGCUACACUCUGACCUCAAAGAUCCCAUUCAAGUCUGUCAUAGAGACCAUCAAUAAAUACGCCUUCAUAAAUAACCAGUAUCCAGUGAUUCUCUCCAUAGAGAACCACUGUAGCAUCCAGCAGCAAAAGAAGAUUGCACAGUACCUGCGAGAAAUCUUUGCAGACAAACUGGACAUAGGAGAUGUACUGAGUGGAAACUGCAAAACAUUACCCAGUCCUCACAGCCUGCAAGGCAAGAUACUCAUCAAAGGAAAACGCCUGCCUGCAUAUCUGUCUGCAGAUGCUGAAGAAGGGGAGGUGUCCGAUGAUGACAGCGCUGAUGAAAUUGAGGACGACUUCAAGCUCAAGAGCAGUAAUGGCAAUGGUCAUCACCAGGUGGAGUCUCACAUCAGAAAGAAACUGGACUCUCUUUUAAAGGAGUCUCGGAUCGGAGACAAGGAAGACACUGACAGCUUCAGCAUCAGAGCUUUGCUCCGAGCCACACACCAGGGUCUUCAGAAGAAUCUGCGGCAGAGCUCCAGAGGGGUUCUGAAGAAAUCCCAAAGCAGAUCGUUCAUCACGACACUCAAACAGAAGAGGCACUCCAAAUCCAGGCUGACAUGCCAAAGCAUGGACAAGGAAGAAGAUGGUCAGGAGAGGUCUGGGAGGGAGGCUGGAGGACAGUUCAACAGGUGUGGAAGAAAGAGGAAGACGAUGAAACUGAGCAGAGAUCUGUCAAAUCUCGUGGUGUUCACCAACUCUGUUGCCUCACAGGAGUGUCUUAAUGAAGGCACUGCAGGUGACGUUCUGUCUUUCAGUGAGACCAGAGCACAGUCUCUGGUGAAUCACAGAACAGAAGAGUUCCUGGCUUUUAACCAGAGGCAGCUGUCUCGAAUUUAUCCCUCGGCAUAUCGCAUCGACUCUUCCAAUUUCAACCCUCAGUUCUACUGGAACGUGGGUUGUCAGUUGGUUGCACUCAACUAUCAGACAGAGGGGAGGAUGAUGCAGCUGAACAGAGCCAAGUUUAUGGUGAAUGGAGGUAUUGGAUAUGUCCUCAAGCCUCCUCCAAUGUGUAAAGGCACCUUCAACCCAUUCAGUGAUGAUCCCCUUCCAGCUUAUCCCAAGAAACAGCUCAUUCUCAAGAUCAUUAGUGGACAGCAGUUGCCCAAACCGCCAGAUUCCAUGCUGGGGGACCGUGGAGAGAUUAUUGAUCCUUUUGUUGAAGUGGAAAUAAUCGGUUUGCCAGUUGACUGCUGCAAGGAACAGACCCGAGUUGUUGAUGACAAUGGUUUUAACCCAGUAUGGGAGGAGACUCUGACCUUUACACUUCAUAUGGCUGAGGUGGCAUUGGUGCGUUUCCUUGUCUGGGACCAUGACCCGAUUGGAAGGGACUUUAUUGGUCAACGGACUGUUGCUUUCACCAGCCUGAUGCCUGGUUACAGACAUGUUUACUUGGAAGGGCUAACUGAAGCUUCCAUUUUUGUGCACAUGUCAGUGCAUGAUGUCUAUGGGAAGUGGAGCCCUCUAGUGCUGAACCCCAGCUUUACCAUAAUGCACUUUCUAGGAUCUAAUAAGAGUAAUCAGCUACGAGGUAUCCGAGGUUUCUUUAACCGUUCUUCCAAGUCCUCCGUUGAUACAAAUUCCAGUGGUCCUCGAAAACGCUCCAUCAGUGAUCACCUCCUGCGACGCACUGCAAGUGCCCCGGCAAAGGGACGAAAGAAGACAAAGAUGAUGCUGUCAGAGUCAGUGGCUUCAAUAUCAGACCAAAAGAAUGGCACAGGUGCAGCUGCUGCAGGAGGAGAGGGUGUGUCUGGGAAGGAAGGAGGGAUGGAGAAACGUCUCCAGCCCCGAGCCCCACUUAUUCACAGGCCGAUCUCCAUGCCCUUAGACAGACUUCUGCAAGGGCAGCUUUCCAUCUGCUCCCCAGACAAAGAACAGCAUGACAUGGGUGCAGACACUGUUAUUGGAUCCUGCCUUUUUGACAGGCCCAGGUCUUCCUCUGUUGACCUACUCAUCGAAUCAUCACUUGCCACAGAAUCAAACGCCCCUUCUCCCUCUAAGACAUACAGAAACAAAGAAUUUCACCAGUCAGAGACUUCUUAUCUGGUUGUUGGUGUUGGAGAAGUGAGGAAGGAAGAAGACUAUGCGAAUUACCAGCCAGAAGACAACAAGUCCAAGAUCAUCUCCACAGGAACAGAGAAAAACUCUCUUGUAUUGCCUGCAAUGAAUAGCCAGAUGCAACUGGAUAAACCAGAAACAUCAUCAAGUAGCACAACAUUCACAGCUGCACCUUCAGUGUCUUCAUCCUCCUCCUCUGUCCCCUCAUCUGUGGCCCCUCUUUCCCCUGUCAACAGGUACUGUGAUUUAAAGAGCCCCAGCUCUAUGCAUGACAGCACAAUUUCCAGAAUUAUUGAUGCUGUAUCCUUAGGCAAUGAGGAAGACACAUGUGGCUCUGUUUCAGCUCUUAUUGGUCAGUUUGAAAGCACUGUUGACCAAAACAGUUUCACAUCUUGUGAUAUGAUCCCGUCCCAUCACUCAAACUUGAGGCCUACUACCCCUAAAACACUGGAAGAGUUCAGAUCUCCUCUGAAAACCAGUGCAGAUUCCCCCUACAAGAAAAAUCCCACAAGUCCCCAGAAGGCAGUUCAUAAAGCGAAUAAUGUAAAUUGGGAAAUCUGUUCACCUCACAAAACUACCCAACCUGCACCAGCCCUCAUCUCCAGCCCAGAAACCACUGAGCUCGAGGAGGUCUAUACCAUUCUAGAUGAGGAGGUUUUGUCGCCAGUAUCAGUGUACAACCUGAAGAAACAGACAGUCCAUGUUCAGGCAGACACUUUAAAGAGCACACCCUCAAGCAGUUUGGGGUCAUCUCCAGCAAAGGUGGUUCAAGGACUGGGGAAAAGUCAUAAUAUAGGCUGGGAUUGUGUGGAAAGAAAAAGAGAUGAGGAGAUAGAGGAGAGGGUGUAUGAAGAGGUGACUGAUCCCCCAGGACCAAUGAGUGAAACAGAACAAAAUACUUCUAAAAGGUACAUAGGCUCUUCUGUAAACGGUCACAGUUUUCACAUUGCCCACGAUUCAUCUGGAAAGGUUUUUACAGAAGUGGAGUUAAAUGUUGAUGAGGAUCCACUGGAGACAAUGCUGACUUCCCCAAGACAUUAUGAGUUUGGGCUUAUGAGUCCUAUCAAACGCCAGGCUAUUUAUGAAAACCAUGAGUCCACUCCUAGCUGCUUCCUACAAAAACAGCCUUCUUCAUAUUAUGAUUCCCAACAGCAGUACUCAUCACGUUCCUCUCACGUUGCAUUUUCACAGCAUCAUUCCCCCAUGAAUCAACCUUCUUAUCAGCAGUUCAGUCACGAUGAACACCAUGACAACUCCCAGGCUUCCCUCCACUAUAGACUUUUUAACUCUAGACCCUCUAAUCCCAGUCCAGUGCGUCAAAACAGCUACCCCAUACCUCAGAGAAAUUCCGAGGCCCUUAACCACACCAGAGACUUCAGCACUUCCUACCAGCAGAGGAGCUACAGUGGGAAUCGUAUCCUAAACAUGUCUCAUCAAGACAGGCUGGGGUAUGAACAGCUGGAGAGGGAGCAAGCAGGAUGUUACCAAAAUGGUAUUUGCUCUUCGGAAAGCCUCCAUGAUCAAUCUGCUACAUCUGUAAACAGCUGUAGAGACAGAGGCCUUUAUUCCCCCUCUUCAGACUGUGAAGCAGUAUACAGCCAUCUGGACUAUGACUGCAUUAUGUCCUCUCCAGCUCCACAGAACAGCCAGCUACACAACCAAAGUCAAACACAAUCAUUUGACCAACAGCAGUCAUGGAACCAAAAGGUUUCUCAGAUUAAUUAUAGGCACCAGCCACAGGCUGAAACCAGAACUACACGACAGUCUAGUUUAAAGCCGUUAUCACCUCUUUCUCAGUCUGAUACUAUAGACUCCACAGCCCCCAGCCCAUGCAAAUCCAAAUCCCUGGGAGACUUAACCUCUGAAGACAUAUCAUGCAACUUUCAGAGCAAAUACCACAUUAUUAGUCGCAGUUUCAUCACGCCCCAUAUGAGGAAGCAAAAGAAGUCGGGCACCAUAGAGGGAGUAACUUUCCAGUCACAGUCUUGUGAUCCUCUUACCGAACAGCUACGUAAGCUGGUCAGUUUGGAGGGGGAUGACAGUGACAUUGAUAGGCCCCAGUCUCCUCAGUUGCAAGCAAAAUCCCCACUGUCACAGCCACAGGCACCAAGUUUAGCUCCUGUUGUGUCCAGGGAUACAGAUGAUUCCCCUCCACCCCUAACACGUCGCCUAUCCUCCCGUAGUCAAAGCCGUGUACGUCACAUCAAUAGCCGGGCUCGGGAAAGACAGCAAGAAGCUCUAAAACCUCGCUCAGGGGUGGUCAUCAAUAGCACUGCCGGCAUUGGUGGGGUAGUAUUAAGGAAUAAACCAGCCUCACAGAAUCCUCCAACGAACAGACACUCUACUGGUUCUUACAUAGCAGGUUAUCUUGGUCAGCUGGAGGACAGGGGACUUCCCGAAGGAGCUUGCACAUCAUUACGUUACGGAAAUGGUGACCAUUAUGGAGAUCGAUACUAUACUGAUGACUCUCUUCCACCUGCAAACACAAGCCACUCAGUGUCUGAGCCCGAGGUCUACUUUCUGCUCAGACUCUAAUUCUGAUAACUUUACAUGAAAUUAAGAAUCUGCCAGUGAUUCUUGAUUAACUUCAGUUAUACCAAAAGUCUGGGGAUCAAUGAAAUAAGCACUUGCCCUUGCUUGUUCUCAUAUUUGUUAACCCCGAGUUGAAUAAAUGUUUAUUCUGGGCUGUUUUUAGAAAAGAUAAAAGUGAAGCAUCUCAUAUAAUCCAUGGUUGGAUCUGACAGCAUGAAUUGCCUGUAUGAAAUGUCCACUAUUUCAAUAGUGAAUGGUCUUUCUAGUCGGCUAUGUAUCGUCUGUAUUCUGCUUAAUGUGUAAAUGUACUUGGGAACUUUGAGUCCCUCCAAACGGCUUCCUAGACUGAUUGUACAGAUACUUGUUAUCUUUGUCUCUGUGAUGUACUGUCCAAAAUAUGUACACUGACUAUGAAGCAAAAAAAAAGAAGUAUUGGCUGUUAAGCAGAGAGGGAAUGUCUUUCUUUGUAUCAUUUGAAUGUGUAGUAGUAUCAAACAGCUACUUUGAAUUGAUGGGUUUCAUCUUCAUAUCAAAUGUAAGUCUUCCUUCUCUUUCCAGCGGUAUUUCUUUAUUUGUGUUGUGUGUAAAUAUUCCUGACAUGAUUUUUCAUCUCAGAUGAGUUUUAGUUGAGAAUCAGUUCUAACUGUACAUUUAUGUUUGUGCAUGUUACUUGUGAACAUGUCAAGCAUGACUAUGCACCAGUUUAUAAAAUAGGUGUUGCAUUGACCAACCUUAUUUGCACAGAACAAACGGUUGUAUUGGAUACAACAGAGGGCAUAGGUUUGUUUGUAUUGGGUGCAAUACAGUACAUAGACUUCUUUGCUUGGACUUGUUGCUCUUUUUGAUUUGUAGAAUUUGAAAAUGUGAUUGCAAAUUAAGAAAAAAUUGAGUUUAAAGGUUUUUAUUUUUAUAAUUGCUUUGAUACAGACUGCAAAAAUGAUCUUUUAGUUCUGUUCAUUUUUAUUUUGUAUAACGUGAUGGACUGAAAAGGCAGAGUGACAACUACACCGGGCCAAGCAGAGGAGAGGAGCGUAGUAAGGCUGCAGUUUUGGUGGGUUUUUUCUUUUUUGUUUCAGUGUUGCACCAUCUUUUUUCUUUGUAUGGCUGCUCACUGAAGAACUAUGAGCAUUUUCUUAUCAAUGCAAUAAAAUUAUGAGAUAUUUGGUUUCAACAAA